CAAAAAGGACGUCACCAGGUUAGGGGAACAGUUAGGAGAACAAGUGAAGCUGCAGAACACUCACACACCGAAAGCCGAACAUCAGUAGAAACAGUUGUGAAUGUAGUAUUAUGAGGUCAAGAGGCCAGCUGGUAAUGUUGGGCCUUGUCAGUAGUUUCCUGUGUCUGGCGGAGUGCUCCAAGCUGUACCAGAGGGACGAAAAUUACAACAAGAACGUAUCUCCUGGGAAAUUUAGAGGAAAAAGAACAGACGUGUUUAUAUCUCUGUUCAUUAACCGUGUUUCUGCAGUGGACGAGAGCAAAGAGGAGAUUUCACUGGAUGUGUUCAUGUACGUGUACUGGGAGGAUCUGAGAGUCUUCAUUGACGGUGAGGUUAACAAAUCAGAUGAAUACGUGGAGAUCACGUGGGAAGAUCGCCACAACUUCUGGAUUCCUGACCUUUACAUUCGACAGCUUCGUGAUAUGAAAGUGUUGUCGCUCUUCCAAGAAAUGACUUCCAUUCGACUAUACCGGAACAACACUUUGAGGGUUAGCAUCGGUGCCUCUGUGAUCAUCAAGUGUGAUAUGGAUUUCGUUCUGUACCCGCUGGACGUUCAGAAGUGCGCUGUUGACUUCAGCAGCUAUAAAUACACCAUGUCAACCAUGAAUUUUAGUUGGCAUUCCCCAUCCCUAAGCUUGCCAAGUGACUUUGGGGAUGGUUAUCGACUACCUAAGUACGUCGUCUCCUUCACUACGGAAGACAAAAACCAGAUCAUACACUAUGGAGAAGGCAAUCACUCCACUGCUAGAAUGCACAUAAUAAUGAGGAGGGAGUUGCGAAGUUACUUGCUGGAGAGCUAUUUGCCAAGUUCGCUGUUUGUCAUUAUGUCUUGGGGAAGCUUUGUGGUGAUUCCUGACAUGGUGCCUGGCAGAAUGGUUCUCCUAGUCACUACACUUCUCUCUCUUGUCACCAUGUUUGACACAGUAAGAAAUAACUCGCCAAAUGCACUGGAACUAAAAUGCAUUGAAGUAUGGCUCAUAUCCUGCACACUGUUCGUGUUCUUUGCAUUGCUGGAAUAUUUUGUUGUGCUGUUUGGAAUACGUUAUGACAAGUACUGGCGCCACAAGAAACAAGACUUGGAGCGGAUAAAUGCAACAACUUGGGAACGCCCCAAUGAAAAUGCUCAUCCAACAUUAGCAGCAGUAGCAGCAGCUGCUACUGCUGCUGCAGCUAGUAAUAACAUCAACACUACCAAUCACCAUCGACCCACACAAUUACCUCCAUUGCUGCAUCAUCGUGUCAGUAACAACAGAGUGGAUAACUUACGGUUAUUUGGGGGCAACAGUAAAAUUAUGCCCCAGGAAGAGACACAGGAUCACCACGCAAAAGAGAUGACCUCACCUCGAACAACAGUAAUUAGGGAUCAACAUGCUGCUGGCGGUGAGGGGCCAGAACCACUGGCCAGACGGAAGUUCCGGAUGGUAGCCGAAUAUGUGGUUCUCUACUGUGGUUCACAACGGGGAAUGGUGGAUCAGGUUUCCUUAGUGCUUUUUCCUAUUUGCUUCAUGCUUUUCACAAUUAUAUAUUGGAUAUCAUAUGUGAGUGAAUCCAGAAUACGUGCAAAUGUCUGACCAGAGAUUUUCAGACGCUAUAGAAUACAAUCAGUUCAUUUCCACCACUACAAGAAGAGUCUGAAUUAUGGUCUACCAUAGGAUCAGUGAGAUGUGUGCAAUGAAUGCAUAUGCCAGGAUCCAUCAGUGAACUAGGAGAACAGUGUUAUAUAGUGGGUUCUGUGCAAAGCAGAUGACACCUCAAUCACUUCUAUUACAAGAGUGAAACUCUAAAAAAGAAUGCAUUGUUCAGAAAUAAUACGGUUGUUUAAAAGAACAGCCAUUCAAGUUUUAAAAUGUAAUAACGUAAUCAAACUCAUUUUAUAACAUUUAAAACUCUUCUACAUUUCAAUGAGAAUUUUCUCUUAGCAAUUUUAUAAUCAUCUCUGAAAUCAAAGCUUGAAUGUGCAUCUAAUAGGGUUCUAACAAAUGAGUUUCCUUAAAUUCAUCUGAGCUACAGUAUUUUUCCCAGUAAACAUUAAUGUCAAUUUAGCAUUUGAAAAAUAUUUUCUAUUAUCUUACAGCAUAAUGUAGAUCAUUAUAGAAGACACAACCAUCACAGAAGUUAUCGUGUAACAAUCCAUACUGUGCCUUCUUUGGACACUAAUUUUAAGGGACUUCUUGAGCACCACAGCAAACAGAUACUGUAGCAUUAUAAUUAUCUUAAUAACUUGUUAAUUACUGUUGUAAAUACCAUCAAGUGCCAAACCUACUAGUACAAAUCCUACUGUACUCAAUUUAGAUGUAUAUGCAGCCAUUAGGCUGUUCACAGCAAACAUUUAGGAAGGAGGCUCCACACUUUUGUCAGUAGAAGUACUGACAUCCCCAUAUAAAAACAAUACUGAUAACACCAACAGAUGCAGAAUGUACAAAGACACACACUUCAAUAAGCAAGUGUCAACAGAAAGGAGCUACAACUUUUUCCUUGAUGAAUGUGUGAUACAGAUCUACAGAUCUAUACUCGUAAUGUAGACUCUCACUUUCACUUCCUUCCUAUUAUGGCUAGAUUGAUAAGUGUACUGGUAAGAAAAGGAGAAUGGUAUGGUAUUGUACAAGUAAAAGUAAAGCUAUUUCUGUAACAGGCCAUGAAGGCCCAUAGGGUUCUGAGACAUUGAGGCCCCCACAUU
Messenger RNA from Cryptotermes secundus, 2716 nucleotides. RefSeq names its product glycine receptor subunit alpha-4. The record is from RefSeq and is a predicted model, not a curated record. Lineage: Eukaryota; Metazoa; Arthropoda; Insecta; Blattodea; Kalotermitidae. Gene Ontology annotation, biological process: regulation of membrane potential; signal transduction; chloride transmembrane transport. Gene Ontology annotation, cellular component: synapse; membrane; neuron projection. Gene Ontology annotation, molecular function: extracellular ligand-gated monoatomic ion channel activity; neurotransmitter receptor activity; transmembrane signaling receptor activity. Bases 111 to 1610 code for a protein of 499 amino acids. The transcript has 9 exons.